This is a messenger RNA of Macrobrachium nipponense, 888 nucleotides long. RefSeq names its product cytochrome c oxidase assembly factor 5-like. The transcript is spliced from 4 exons. NCBI's taxonomy places the organism in Eukaryota, Metazoa, Arthropoda, Malacostraca, Decapoda, Palaemonidae. Bases 193 to 441 code for a protein of 82 amino acids. Gene Ontology annotation, cellular component: mitochondrion. The record is from RefSeq and is a predicted model, not a curated record. Gene Ontology annotation, biological process: mitochondrial respiratory chain complex IV assembly.
AUGUUUGCAUAUGACGUCACAGUUACGUCAUUCGAUGUCCCGGACUCAAUGUAAGUUUUCUACGUUUGUUUUGGUUGGAAGUUGGAACUUGGAUGACGUCUGAGUCUGAAUCUGAGUCGGUAGAUCAAAUGAAGAGCUGUCUCUCAUCAGGAAACUGAUAUUGAAUCUUGUGACGUGUACAUACUCUAAAAGAUGAAAUACUAUGAAGAAUCUGAUGUAGCUGAAGAUAAACGACCUUGUGCUCAACUGAGGCAGGAUUUAAAAGCAUGUCUAUUAGCAACGGAUUGUGUUAGACUGCAUCGAAAAACACCCAAAGAAUGCCUGCUAACCAAUGACCCUUCCGUACCUGAGGAGUGCUUCAACCUUCGAACAACAUUUUUUGAGUGCAAACGUUCAUUGCUUGACACUCGACAGAGAUUCAGAGGACGGAAGGGAUAUUAGUGUGAAAGUCUUUGUAUGAAUUGUAUUUUGUACAUAGGAAUUCUUUUAAAUUUGCUUCCUCUAAUUGCAAGCAUUUAAUGGUUGGAAAUGUAUUACUGUACAGUUUACAUGUAAGUAUUGUAUAGACAUUACUAACAACUUUGAGAUUGCUCGAGUAUCUGUCACCAAGGUUUUUGUUGGAAAUGUUGUAUUUUUAUGAUUUAGAACUAUACAUGUAAGACAUAAAAAUGCAUGAAAUAAUUGGACAUUGUUAUUUUUUAGUUUUGUAAACAUAUUGUUUUGAAAUCUGAUGUGUUCUGAAUCAUAAAGUGAGCUUAUCCUUCACAACUACACGUAUGGUCAUUGGUAACAGUAAUAUUUUGGAAAUAAUUUAGGAACUGUUAACUUUUCCUUGUCUCCAAGACAACUUAUUAUAAAUAAAUACUUGACUACUUAAUGUGCUUGACU